Macrobrachium nipponense is the source of this 2070-nucleotide messenger RNA. RefSeq names its product pleiotropic regulator 1-like (gene Tango4). Gene Ontology annotation, molecular function: protein binding. The transcript has 7 exons. The record is from RefSeq and is a predicted model, not a curated record. NCBI's taxonomy places the organism in Eukaryota, Metazoa, Arthropoda, Malacostraca, Decapoda, Palaemonidae. Gene Ontology annotation, cellular component: Prp19 complex; precatalytic spliceosome; catalytic step 2 spliceosome. Gene Ontology annotation, biological process: mRNA splicing, via spliceosome. The coding region runs from base 165 to 1586 and encodes 473 amino acids.
AUUAAAAUGAGUUUGGGUUAUGAAUUCUGUUGACCUUAGUGAUAAUGUAAAUAUAUAGCCAACCGGUAAAAGUCCCGAUUGGAAGAAGAAGAAGACUUGAAUUGUAGUGUUUACGUUGUUUACUAUACCCUGGUGGCUUGGAGUAAUAGACCUACUAAGUCACAAUGCCGUCAGCUGCAGAUGAAGUUCAGCGUCAUUCUGUCCACACAUUAGUGUUUCGAUCUUUAAAACGAACUCAUGAUAUGUUCUUGUGUGACCAAGGAGCAUUGCCUCCAAUGGAUGAGUCCUUGGAAUUACUUCGUAGAACAGUGAAAGCACGUGACCAGUAUGGUCCAGUUCUAAAAAUUGUUGCUCAGAACAAGCGUAAGGCUCCAGCUCCAAAAAUUGUUGAGAUGGAAACAGAAAGUAUAUCUGUGCCAAGUCCAGCUAUUGAGAUAACUCCAGGAUCAUUAGCAAUUGCACCUACAUCAGGGCCUAUGGUACCUCCUGUUCCAACUCCUCCUCCUCCACAGAGCACAGCGCUUAUUGCUUCUGUUCCUAGUGCAGGUGCUAGUGCUGGUCAGCAGAGUCUUGUACCACGUCGUGCUCCCACAUUACCUAGACCAAAGUGGCAUGCUCCUUGGAAACUUGGCAGGGUGAUUUCUGGUCAUCUAGGAUGGGUCAGAUGUGUUGCUGUUGAGCCAGCUAAUGAGUGGUUUGCAACAGGUUCUAAUGACAGAGUGAUCAAGAUUUGGGAUUUGGCUUCAGGUCAGUUGAAGUUAUCCUUAACUGGACAUGUGUCAGCUGUUCGCGGUUUAGCUGUAUCCCCACGACACCCAUAUUUAUUUUCCUGUGGAGAAGACAAGCAAGUUAAAUGUUGGGAUCUGGAAUACAAUAAGGUUAUAAGGCAUUAUCAUGGUCACCUUAGUGCCUGUUAUGGGUUGGCAUUACAUCCAACCAUAGAUAUUCUUGUAACGUGCGGAAGGGACUCAACUGCAAGAGUUUGGGAUUUAAGAACGAAAGCAAAUAUUCACACACUAACAGGACAUUCAAAUACUGUAGCAUCUGUAGUAUGUCAAGCAGCUGAACCUCAGGUUAUAACUGGGUCACAUGAUUUUACAAUUCGAUUAUGGGAUUUGGCAGCUGGGAAAACAUCAUGCACACUUACACACCACAAAAAAAGUGUAAGGUCAUUAGUUGCACAUCCAGAUUUGUAUAUGUUUGCUUCUGGGGCUCCAGAUAAUAUCAAACAGUGGAAAUGUCCGGAAGGCAAAUUUGUUCAGAAUCUGUCCGGACAUAAUGCCAUUGUCAACUGUUUAGCUGUAAACCGAGAAGGUGUAUUAGUUUCUGGUGCAGAUAAUGGAACACUCUAUUUUUGGGACUGGCGUACCGGGUACAAUUUCCAAAAAUUACAAGCACCUGUUCAGCCUGGAUCGAUGGAUAGUGAGGCUGGAGUUUUUGCAAUGACAUUUGAUCAGAGUGGAUCACGCCUUAUAACAUGCGAUGCUGAUAAGACCAUAAAGAUAUACAAGGAAGAUGACACAGCGUCUGAGGAAACCCACCCAGUUAAUUGGAGGCCUGAGAUCCUAAAAAGAAGAAAAUAUUAAGCAACCUGAAAGAGCUGAUGUUCAGCAUUAUUAGUUGUAAAAGGAUUAAAAAGUUGCUUUAUUUUUACUGAGUAAGUUAUCUUUCUUCUUUGUAAUAAGUAGAAAAUGUGAACUUGUUAUUUGCAGUAAUCCAUUUACUAAACUUUUGUAUUAGGGGUGUUAUCAAGGAAAUUGGUUUGUCCAUACCAUUUUCAAACCUCCUGUUUUACUUAAAGCACAUAUAUAUCAAAGGUACUUUGCAUCAUCCAUUUGGUCCUUAGUUGCACAACUGAUUAUUCUGUACUUGUCUUCCAUUCUUUGUAAUUACAGUGGUACCUCAGGAUACGAAAUUAAUCCGUUCUGAGGCGGCCUUCGUAACCUGAGUUUUUCGUAUCUUGAACCGCAUUUUCAUGUAAAUUGCCUAAUUUGUUCCAAGCCCUACAAAAACACCCCAGUAAAUUUUAUAAUAAGGCUAAAUUGACCAAUAAAUAAUGAACUACAACAA